CCAACACUGAAUUCGUUUUUUUUAAAUACAUCUUCACUCAACAACCUGUAAUACAAAAUGUGGGUGAAAAUGAAGCUGUAUCAAAAUAUGGCGGACAGUGAAUGUUUCAUUGUUGGAAGCCGGAUUUCUUGCACCACCGUUUAUAACGAGAAACUGGAAGGAGAGGUCGCUGCUUUCGACAUAGGUACCAAAUUGCUAAUAAUUAAAUCUAAUGCCACAAAUGGUAAUUCCAAUCUUCAUGAUAUGAAACUUAUCAAUCUUGAUUAUGUGAAAGAUGUCAUUGUGUUAGCAGAUGCUAAAGAACAGCCUCCACAGCUGAUGCCUCUCAACCUAGCAAAGCUGACCAGCCGAAUAAGACAGAAUGUGGACAACAAGAAAGAGAGGGUCAAUCAUGUUGGUGUUGGCGUUUCAGCCGAAGGACAGGCAGUCUUUGAUGCAAUUAUCAAAACCAUUGCAGAAACUAAAUGGAAAGGAAAGAAUAUAGUUGUAAUGGAAACAGUAGAAAUAACACCUCCAUAUGGGAUGGAGAACUGCCAUGGACCCGAAGGGAAUCAAAUCCUCAAUCAUGUAAAAAAGAUAGUUCACAAACACAUGAGUAAGAUGAUAGAUUCACAGUUACCAAACAAUCUCAGGAAAUCUUUAUCCCCAUCGCCAUCGCCGGCUACAUCUUCUUAAAGAUUCUCUCACUUAGCACUCUCUCUCUCUCUCUCUCUCUCUCUCUCUCUCUCUCUCUCUCUCUUCUCAACUCCCUUCUAUCUUUCCUUCAUCUUGUUUUCUACUUUUUUUUUUCUUUUCUCUUCUCACCAGCACCUUUUCCCUGCCAACUUUCUUCUGGUCCUUCUGCCGUUCUUUCUCACCCCCACCCCCCAGUUUGCUAUAGAGACUAAAGACAGUGAUUUUCCGGGAUCUUGGUUGGAACCCCCUCUCCAUCCCCUCUGCUUCCCACACAGCAAAGCCCCUGCGUUUUGUUUUGUUUUUACAUAUAUUUUUUUAAUUAUAUUUUUAUAUUUAUUUAUUUAGCUUAAGUGUGUGGCAGGGGUUUUGUCUGUGUGUCAUUGAACAAGUUGGUGGGGAGGGGGGAGAUUUAGUUGGUCAGUUGGCUACCGUUGAGUGACCCCCACCAUCUUCCCAACCAGAUUUCAGAUCCAAGCUAAAGCGAAUUAAUUAUCCUUGGGGAGGUGGGAAUAUAAUGAACAUCACAAUCCCUCUUUCCCCCCCUCCCCUUUCACCAAACUCCACUCCCUUUUAAAAAAAUGUAGGGUCUUUGCACUUUGCUACCAACAAACAAACAAACAAACAAACAAACAAAAAAAUGUUUUCAUGUCUGUGUAAGUUACACAUGAAUGUAGCCAUGUGAUGUGUAGGUGUGUGGGUAGUGCUGUGUGUGUGGUGGAGGUAAUAUGCACGAAUGAUGAUAGAUGGGGGUGGUGUUUCUGAAGCCAUGGGUACUGUCCUUCCUCUUAAUUGACUUCAAUCCUUUUAGAACUCACCGUUUCACUUCCUGGUUUAAUGAUGCUUUGCUUAUAUAACCCCAAAGACAGGGGUAGGGGGUUGUUAUUGGCCCAGAAUGGUUUGUAAGGCAUGGACAUCACAGUUUUGUGUGUCUGUGUGUCUCUCUCUCUCAAACAUGUUUUGAUAUUACAACCCUAGGUAAGGUGGUGAGCUGGCAGAGUGGUUAGCACGCAGGGCGAAAUGCUUAGCAGUAUUUCAUCAGUCGUUAUGUUCUGAGUUCAAAUUCCGCCGAGGCCAACUUUGCCUUUCAUCCUUUCGGGGUCGAUAAAUUAAGUACCAGUUGCGUACUGGGGUUGAUCUAAUCGACUGGCCCCCCCUCCUCCCCAAAAAUUUCGGGCCUUGUGCCUAGAGUAGAAAAGGAUAUCACAAUCCUAGGUACAGGGUACACUGAGAUUAAGAAAGCAAAGCCAUGGCUGGGAAUCCCUUAGGGGAGAGACCUGCUCAAUUACCAUUCACCUGAAAGCUUUCAGGCCUGUCUCACAGACAACAAACGUGUGUGUGUGUGUUGAGUGAUGUUAUGGUGUUGUGGUAGAGUUAGUGGUGAGAUUUGUUUUGUUGUAUGGAAGGCAUGUGUGUGUGUGUGUGUGUGCAUGCUCACGGGAAGAAUGUUUUUUUUUUUUUUUUUUUUUUGUCUAAUCAGUAUAUUUAGGAUGAAAUGCUUGAUAAAAGAAAAUCAAAACCCCUUAUAAUGGGCACAGUAGGUGGUGGUGUUGGGGUGGUUAGGUGAGGUGCUGGACUUAAUACCUGUGAUGACAUAGUCAACGUUUGUAUUAAACUGCAAGAUUACUUAGUAAUGUUCUGUGUAUGUGGUGGUGGUGGGGGAACCAUCUUCCUUCUUUGAUCAAUUUGAGCAAAAGGCAUAACUUUGCUUGUUUCUCUUCACCUGGUUAACAACAGGACCAGAAAGUGAGGCCACCCUAUCCUCUGAGUUUUAACUCCUGCUGCUUAUUUUUUUUUCUUUUUUUUUUUUACCUUUUGCCCUAACUCCCCACACACACACACACACACACUGCCUCAUCUGAAAUCAAUGAAAUAAUUAUUAGUCAUUCACUGAUCUCAACUUAAAAAAUAAACUCUCUGUUCUAUCUGUAUGUAUUGGUAAAAUUAUUCUUAUCUGUUGAGGUCCGAUAGUGUUGAAGCAUUCUAUUAUCUUAGUAUCAGUUUGAGCCAAAGGCUGUGCCCAUGCUGGUGCAUUGCCAUUAGCGUUCAUUAGACGUUCGUUUCCUGACCCCGUCUUCAGAAUCGGUCCUGGUGAAGCUGUGACUUGGACAGAGCUGCCUUUCUUUGUGUUUCUUGCCAUGAUGUUGGUUCAUCAAGUCUAGAAGAGAAAAAAAAAUGUCAAUGUUCCCUAAACACCUUCACAUCAACACCUUGUACAUCUCUGAGGCCCUUUGGCAAGGUAUUGCAAAGUAGUCGACCUUUGAUCCCUCUUCCUUGAGACAUAUUUAAGAUUUUUUGAUUAAUCGUAAUUUCACACACACACACACACACACAAAACAGGUUUCUUUCAAUUUCCCUCUACCGAAUCCACCCAAGGCUUUGGUUGGCCUAGUGUUAUAGGAGAUGACACUUGCCCAGUGCAUACACCAUAGAAAAUAAUCUUUUGAACUAUUAGGUAUGAUCCGUAUGUCCAGUAUUCCAUACAUAUCACUCCUGCACCAUCUGAUAUUGAAAACUUCAUCACUGCCACUACCACCACCACCACUGCCAAUACUGUGCUCUCUGAUGACGUACCCUGGUUUAUUCAUUGUAUGGUGGAGGCGGGGCCAUGAAUCAAGGCAGUCCUGUGUCUGUAAGGUUACAUUGCUUGCAUAAGCCAGUCGGUUCCUAAAUGCUUGUAGUCCCAGGUGGGGGUUGCUGCUGAGACAGAUCUGAAGGGAUUCAUGUGUGAAUGUAUUAUCCCAUUUAGUGUGUGUGUGUGUGUGUGUGUGUAUGUAUGUAUAUAUGUAUGUGUGUGUGUCUUUGUUUUGCUGUAUCAACAUUUGUCCCCGAGAGCCCCUUAUUCCUCUAGCCCUCUCCUUGGUGUAUUAAUGGAGGAGAGACAGAGGUUCUGUUUAUUUUUUUUUUUUUGUUCCUUUCUUAAUGUGAGAAAUUAUUUCCUUGAAUUUUUUUUUGCUCUAUUUAUUAUUAUUAUUAUUAUUAUUAUUAUUAUUAUUGUUAUCUUGUUAUUUUUUGUCACUGUUAUGUUUUUUUUUAAAUACAAUUCACACACACAAAUUAAACCCUUGAACAAUGUAAUCUCACACAUUGCCCCAACUCCUCCCAACCUAUUGCUCAACUGAAGGAUUUUUUUUCUUGUCUUUUUUACCUUCUCUCUUUCUCUUUCUCUCUCUCUCUCUCUCUCUCUCUCUCUCCAGUGUCAUUUCUUGUAGCAAAUUCCUUGUCAUUACAGCAGUUUUGUUUUCCAGGUUGCAUGUAAUCAACAGCACAAAUUGUGCAAUGAGUGACAACUGCUGCACUGUACUAAAAGAAGAAAAAAAAAAUGAAAAUUUACUCUCCACCCUCUCUAAUUCUCCCUCUCCCUCCCCUCUCUCUCUCUCUCCCUCUUUCACUCUUCUGUCACACACUCCUCCACCCCACCUCUUCUUUCACAGCAACAUCACAGAUGGAGAACAAAUCCAUACACUAUCUAAAAAGAGAAAAAUGCUGGUCUUGUUGUUGUCAUUGUUGGCGCUACAAAUGCUGUAGUUGCUUUGGUUGUUGUUGACACAGAAAGGGCCACCACUACUACUACUACUACUACUACUAUGAUUGUGAUUGUUAAAAGUUAGGAGGGAUAUUGCUGUGGACAUCUGACUGCAGAGCUGCAGCCAAUAUUGUAGGGGUUCAGAGGUCAGAUUUUUACCAGGUCUGACCCACCCCACAAAAAAAUCUGGUGGUGAAUCUUUUCAUCAUUUGACUGAAUUUUCUUUUUUCCUUCAUCCUACAACACUAAUUCUUUAAAAAAUUUAUUAGGCAAAAUGGAAUAACACCCCCUCUCUUUCUCUCUCUCUCUCUUUCUCUCUCUCUCUCUCUCUCUUCCCCUGUCUCCUUAGUUAAUUUCCAUUCUAAUUCCAAACGGCAACAAUUAAGAACGACCAAAAAAAAAAAAAUAAUAAAUGGAUGGGAGUGGGGUGCAGAGAUGGAAAGUCUUUGAUCUUCGGUCUGGUCUAUCUACUCAAUGAUGGCUGACCUUGGGCUAAACUACUGCACAAAGGACAAUAACAAUGACAACAGCAACAUUAUUAUUACUAUUAUUACUGAAGGUGGCGAGCUGGCAGAAUCAUUAGCACGCCGGGCAAGAUGCUUUGCAACAUUUUGUCUGUCUUAACGUUCUGAGUUCAAUUUCCGCUGAGGUCGACUUUGCAUUUCAUCCUUUCGGAGUCAAUAAAAUCAGUACCAGUUGUGUACUGGGUCGAUGUGAUCGACUUACCUCCUUCCCGGAAAUUACUGGCCUUGUGCCAAAAUUUGAAACUAUUGUUAAUGAUGAUGAUGAUGAUGCUUGAAAUAGGAAGGUGAAAUGAAGGGAAAAUGUCAGAAUUUUGAAAAUUUGUUGGAAACCAAAAAAAAAAAAAAAAAAAUAUGGGAGAACUCCCUCUCAUCCUCUUCCCC
Octopus bimaculoides (California two-spot octopus) is the source of this 5103-nucleotide messenger RNA. RefSeq names its product protein LSM12. The record is from RefSeq and is a predicted model, not a curated record. NCBI's taxonomy places the organism in Eukaryota, Metazoa, Mollusca, Cephalopoda, Octopoda, Octopodidae.